Messenger RNA from Megalobrama amblycephala (Wuchang bream), 2316 nucleotides. RefSeq names its product family with sequence similarity 83 member Fb (gene sack1fb). The record is from RefSeq and is a predicted model, not a curated record. The transcript is spliced from 4 exons. The coding region runs from base 592 to 2004 and encodes 470 amino acids. Lineage: Eukaryota; Metazoa; Chordata; Actinopteri; Cypriniformes; Xenocyprididae.
CAUGUAUGAAGUUAAAAAAAGCUAAUAUUAUAGUAAAAAUUGAUUUAACCCAUUAUGUUGGGUAAAAUUAACCCAAAUUGGGUUGUUUUUAACUCAGUGUUUUUAGAUUUUUUAUUAAUAGAAAAAGACCAGACACAAAAAUGACAGGACUGGCUUCAUGUGUCUGCUAUAGCUCCAGCUAAACCACUCCAAAUUAAGAAAUGGUAGAAAUGACUUCGUGAUUUAGGCCUAUAUCUGUAGUAACUGAGAGUCUAAUAUUUUAUGCAAUUAUGCAUGAACUAAACCUUGAAUGCAAGUAAGUCUGCCAAAUGCUUAAAUAUUAAAUCAAAUAUUAGGACGUUCUGCAUUCAUACAGUAAGUGUUCAGUUGCUACAUUACAAACACAAACACUAGUCCUGAUGUAUCGCUCAAAGUUGAUGAUCAAUCAUUAUGUUUGAGUCAUUCAUGUUGAAACAAAGUUCCCCUACCACUGUAUUUCGAGUGAACUCCACCCACCCGCAGAGCUACUACACCUGCCCGCACGAGCUCAGGUGAGACACUCCCGCGCCGCAUUCCGAGCUCGUGAAGGCGAGCAGGAGGUCGCGUCGCGUCAUGGCGGAGUCGCAGCUCGUGUGUCUGGAGGACGGGCUCAUGCCCGCCGCGGUGCCCGAGUCCCGGCCGCAGUUCUACUACAGCGAGCAGCAGCGGGCGGCGCUGGAGCAGCUGCUCACGAACGGAGACGGAGCGUUCAAGAGCCUCCUGAAGGAGGAGAAGAGCCAAGACUUCCUGUCGGCGCGGGAAAUCAAGGCCAUCACGAACACCUUCGUCAAAUAUAAGCAGGAGGAAGACGAUGGAGGGGCAGCGGAGAGCAAACCCAAAAAACAACCAACAACCGACAAACGCGAAGACAGCGGCUCGCUGCGCUCCACCUAUUGGCCGCAGAUGUCGGACACGGAGGUCCCGCCGCUGGACAUCGGGUGGCCCUCAUCCGGGCUCUUUAAAGGGGUCACCCGAGUGUCGGUCUACACACACCCGCCCAAAGAGAACAGCCCACACAUCAAGGAGGUGGUCCGAAAAUUAAUACAAGAAUCAUGCAAGGUCGUGGCUAUCGUGAUGGACCUGCUGACCGACCUGCAGAUCCUGCGGGAUCUGUUCGAGGCAUCCAAGCGUGGCGUUCCCAUCUACAUUGUGCUGGACGAGCUGGGAGCGCCGCACUUUCUGGACAUGUGCAGCCGAAUGCAGGUCGGCGCAAAGGAUCUUCAGAAUGUCCGGACUCGGACCGUAAAGGCUGUCGGUUUAAAUCUGUCCUCGGGGAGAAUCCCAGGAAACGUCCAGAGCAAGUACAUGUUUAUUGACGGAGAUAAAGUCAUGUUUGGAACAUACAGCUUCUCCUGGAGCUCUUCCCGAAUGGACAGAAACAUGAUCACGGUGAUGUCAGGGCAGGUGGUGGAUUUUUACGACAACGAUUUCCGAGAACUUUACGCCGUUUCGGACAAACUCGACCUCUUUAAGGAGUUUCACCUCAGUAAGCCCAAGACAGGCAGCCUGUCCCGUGCCGCCGUGCCCAAACGCCCCCUAGCGGCCACUUCACGCUUCCAGGUGAACCUCGGAGACGCGACGCGUGGAGAUAUUAAAGUGCCGGCGCACAAAUACCACAACCCGAAGUACCUGUUGGCGCUCGGACAGAUCCCAGGACCCUCAACACCACUGCAGGAUUUCUUAAGUACCAUGCAGCCACCAGAUCCCACAGAAGAGCCGGAGAAUCCCAUGGAAGAGCUGGAGAACCUGACACCCGCUCCCUCUCAGACCGGGAAGAAGUCCAAGAAACUCAAAACACCGACAAAGUCAAAGAGAUCAUGGUGGAGGAGACAGAAGCAGGACAAGACGAGCGAAGCUGUCACUGAAGAAAACACGGCGGACGAAGCGUCCAAACACACGCUGACCGCAGACGACACCUCUGAGGAGCAGGACUCCGGCAAAAAGAAGAAAAGUAUAUUUAGGAACAUUUUUAAAAAAAACAAAUGAUGAUUCUUUCGUCGUGACUGAAUGAGCCGCUGUUUUUAACGCCUCAUGAAGACGUCAUGUUGACAUGUUUACACCGUGUUCCUGACCUCACUUUAGACUUUCUUUGUAGUGUAUGUUUGAUAUGAUCAGUGUGAUGAUAACUGUAUUCAUAUGUGUGACUGUGACGAUGUACAACGCUUGAUAAAGAGACAAAAUAAUGUCUGAAUUACAUUCAAACCUGCUGAAAGGUUUCUGUACAGAGGAAGAUUGUGUUUGGCAUUCUGGAAACAUGUUGAAAAUGUUGCUUAAUGAAGUAUAGUCAAGUCGGUUUUA